Molecule: messenger RNA, 2646 nt
Organism: Lagopus leucura (white-tailed ptarmigan)
Lineage: Eukaryota; Metazoa; Chordata; Aves; Galliformes; Phasianidae
Gene: BAK1
Product: BCL2 antagonist/killer 1
Exons: 6
Coding region: 171-821 (216 amino acids)
Biological process (GO): regulation of apoptotic process; intrinsic apoptotic signaling pathway in response to DNA damage; extrinsic apoptotic signaling pathway in absence of ligand
Cellular component (GO): mitochondrial outer membrane
Molecular function (GO): protein heterodimerization activity; protein homodimerization activity
Source: RefSeq, a predicted model, not a curated record
CCGGCCCUGCUCGCUUCCUUCCCCCGCGCCGCGCCGGGAGGAGGCAGGAAGGGAGGCGGCGGGGAUGGAGCAGCUCCCCGGGGGGAUGCAGUAGCUCGCCGGGAUCCCCCCCCCGGCCCGCCUGGUCCCCGCCGGGACACGGUCCCGCUGAGACCCACAGCAUCUCUGCAAUGGAAGGGAAUGAGGGGGACCCACCCGGGGCCCACGGACGCCAGGGCAGCAAUGAGCGCAGGCCGUCACGAGAGACCAAUUCAGAGGACCAGGUGGCCCAGCAGACCGAGGAGGUGUUCCGGAGCUACACCUUCUACCGCUACCAGCAGGAGAGAGAGGAGGGAGGGGAGGAGGUGCCCAUGGACCCAGAGAUCAUGGAGAUCCAGCAGGAGCUGGGCAGCACCGGGAGCCAGGUGGGCAGGCGCCUGGCCAUCAUCGGGGACGACAUCAACAAGCGGUACGACGCGGAGUUCCGCCAUAUGCUGAAGUCAUUGCAGCCCACCAAGGAGAAUGCCUACGAGUACUUCACCACCAUAGCCUCCAGCUUGUUCGAGAGCGGCAUUAACUGGGGCCGGGUGAUCGCACUGCUGGGCUUCGGUUACUGCAUGGCCAUCCACGUCUACCAGCACGGCAUCACGGGGUUCCUGCGCCGCAUCGCCCGCUACGUCACCGACUUCAUGCUGCGCAACCGCAUUGCGCGGUGGAUCGCCCAGCAGGGAGGAUGGGUGGCUGCACUCGAUCUGGACAAUGUUUACAUGAAGUACAUGCUGGCGGUGCUGGCCCUGGUGAUGGUGGGGCAUUUAGUGGUACGACGCUUCUUCAGGCCCUGACCGCCGUGGGGUGGAGGCGGGGGUCCCGCCGAGCUCUCUCUCAAACCUCUGCUCCGCGGUGACAUCUCACAGGAGAGGGGCAUUCAAGGGACCUCUGAGAGAGAGAGCAGCGCGGACCCUUGAGCCUCCCACUGCAGGACACGGGGCCGUGCCGCCCAGGAGACGCCGCUGGGAGCUACAGAGAGGGGCAGCGGGGAGGAGAGGGAUCGGCUCUGCUGUCUGCUUGGUGCCUUGCUGGGCUGCUGAGGGCAGAGCGGCGCUGAGACCUCGUGGCACACAGCAGUGAGGCAGCAGAUCAGGCUGCUCUGCAGGAACCGACGCGUUGCCGUGAGAGCACCUGUCUGUGUGUGCUGUGUCUGCUCUGUGCUGUUCUUAAGGCGCUCCUGUGGUGGGCGCAAAGCUCCCCGUGGCUGAUGGCUUCAUCCCACACUGUGCCUGUAUUUGAAGAGGGAUUCCAACCUCGGUUGUGUUGUCUGCAAAUCACUGGAGGGGCGAGCCAGCAUUAGAAAGUGUGGGGUUUGCUUUCGUCUUCCCUCUGCUCCUGAGCCCAAGUACUUGAGCCUUCUCUUUCUUUAUAACAAGCAUCCCUUACCUUCUUUAAGAACCACACUUGCUACCUGAUGGUGGGAACAUGCCUGGCACCAGCAGGCUGCCCAUGCUCAACCCACACUGUAGCUCCCCAGGGCAGGCACAGGUUCUGGGGUGCAGCUGUGCCUCAUUGCCUGCUCCCCAGCCCCACUGUGACCCCCAGAGCUGUGUGCCAGCAGGCCUGGGGAGCAUCAGUGAUUUUCCAAACACUAAAAAGCUGUGGGGCAGCGUGCAGUGGAUGCAAGCAGCCUGCCCUCCUCCCAUUCUGCUGGCUAUUUCUAUCCAGCACAUUUGCAUGCUGCCCACUGGGACCAGUGGGUGUCCCUCGCUGCCAGUAGGAGGCACUGGGGUUGCACCACUGUGUCCCUGCUCCCACUGUAGGAGCUGGGCUGGAGGUGCAGGGAGCCCAGGGCACAUCUGAGCUGGGCGCAGCAUGCAGCCCUGUGCAUGCAUGGCUUCUUUGGCGAGUGGCCCGACCUUGUUCUGUUCAUGGCUGAUGCUUGAAGAUGAGCUUUAGGGGGGGAGGGCAGCUGGCCCCUCUCGCCCAUCUCAGAUCUUUCUGACUUCUGCAAAAUAGGGAGAGCAUCCCAGCACAUCCCAGCAUUGACUGCCUUGCUCAGCUCUGUUCCUUUUACUCCAGGUGACUCUUUAAGGUGUGAAACUGUGAUGGCCUUCUCUGAGCCAAACCCACCCUGUACCAGCAUCACACACUCCCAGAGCAGCUCAGCAGGAGCCCUACGAUGAGCAGUGGGGCUGUGCUGGAGCUCCUCCUGCUGCAGGGGGAUCCCUGUGGGGCUGCACCCUUACAGACAGCAGCAGCACACCCUGAGCAGCCUUCAUGGGAGCCAGGGGAGAAUGGUGGGCCCAGGGCAGCCCUCCUGUCCCCCCAGCAGAGGCAUUUCCUAAUGGAUGCCUGUCUGUCCUGUUUAUAAAACCUUUCAUAUCACCUCCCUGCAUUGAUUCCUACCCUUGUCUUCAGAUUUGUCCUCAAUGUCUUGGGACUGCUCUGCCCCAGCACAGAGGACACCUGGCAGCCUUGCAGGACUGGCCAUAAUUUUAUACCACUGAUAUUCCUCAGGUUUCUGUGUUUUAAUGAAACUUUUCAGCCUCUUUCUGUAUCAGGGUCUUCCUGUGCUCAUCCCUCCAACCCCAUAUCUGCAGUAUCCCUGCCCCUGGCGGAGUGCCCUGAACUGCACUCACUGGAAGGACAUUAAAAUAUUUGCUAUAUUCCUCUUUA